AUGAGAGCCUGUCUGGGUCUUAAAUAUGUUCCUAGGGGAUGGAGGGAAGUGAAAGUCACAUUAAUACCCAAUCCAGGUAAGAGCGACUACACUGACCCUAAAUCCUACAGGCCCAUUAGCCUCACAUCCUUUCUCCUAAAGACGAUGGAGAGGAUGUGUGAAAGGGAAUUAAGGGGGUCGGCGCUUAUGAACUUACCACUACACGACAAGCAACACACCUACAGUCUAGGUAAAUCAACAGAAUCGGCACUUCACCAGGUAAUUACAAAGAUUGAAGGGGCCAUCCAAAACAAAGAAAUGUGUCUAGGUUCCUUCAUAGAUAUAGAAGGUGCUUUUGACAGAAUGAACUUCUCCAGCAUAAAAGGUGCAUUCAGUAGACAUAAAGUUGAACCGGCACCGAUUGACUGGAUAGUAUACAUGCUCAGUACACGAAUAAUAAAAAUUGCUGGUGAAUCUCAACCAAUCCAAAUUAAGAAAUGGCUUUUGGCAUUUCUUAAUUUGGAUUCUCUCACCUUUUCUGUGGAAUAUGGUCAUCAAUGA
This is a messenger RNA of Parnassius mnemosyne (clouded apollo), 540 nucleotides long. The record is from the annotation of a GenBank genome assembly. Lineage: Eukaryota; Metazoa; Arthropoda; Insecta; Lepidoptera; Papilionidae.